Molecule: messenger RNA, 522 nt
Organism: Xylona heveae TC161
Lineage: Eukaryota; Fungi; Ascomycota; Xylonomycetes; Xylonales; Xylonaceae
Exons: 1
Coding region: 1-522 (173 amino acids)
Source: RefSeq, a predicted model, not a curated record
AUGCAUCGUGACCGCGCAUCGCCAAUCAUCGGUCCAACCUCACCACAUUCUACGAGCCAUAUGAAUUCUGCAAUGUUUUCGACAUCAUCUCGCGCGAAGCGCAAGGCUCCUUCAAAUCCUCUGCGGCUGCCUUCGCUGCCACGAUUUCACCCCGCGGUAUACCAAUCACCUAGCACGAGCGCUUCAAACACUCCGGCUUCAGAACUUAGCACUCCUCACGCUCACGCGCAGAGACAAAUUUCCGAGGCCCAACGGCAGCUAUACGCUUAUCAGCGAGAAUUGAUGGGUCACACAUUUGCUACACGGGAUCCCGUCAGGCAGGUUGGCACAAAGCCUGCCAGUCCAAAGCUGGUACCGCUUGGAAGCCCAGGCCCAGUCACGCCGUUGAUGUUAGAAGAGGAGGGUGGCUAUUUCAUAGCAGGGGCAACUUCAGUGGCUCGUGGCGUUUGUGACGAGGCAGCUCAAAGAGAACUCGUUGAGCGCUUGAUAUGCCAGGAAACCACUCGCGAAAGACAACGAUAG